This is a messenger RNA of Heterobilharzia americana, 687 nucleotides long. Lineage: Eukaryota; Metazoa; Platyhelminthes; Trematoda; Strigeidida; Schistosomatidae. The record is from the annotation of a GenBank genome assembly.
AUGGACAGACAUCAAGAAUUUUAUGCAAAACAUGUUCGACACAAAGCUGAUGAAUGGAAAGAUCUAUUGCAUAAACGUUUUAUGGAGGCUAUGAAAUUGAAACGAAGAAACUUUGUUGAUCAUCUACGUCAUAUUCACAAUUCGGAACCAGAGAGUUUAACAGACGAAAUACUUCUUCAAGAGAAACGUGAACUCUUAAAGAGUUUAGUUGCAGGUAGUGAAGUAAAAGAAUUAGAUGUGGACAGUUUAAUUUCACUACAGGAUCAAGUUUUGGAGGAAUUGUCUACUGAAAUUGUUGAUUAUUUGAAUCCAGACUUUUGGAAUGAUGAAGAUAUUGGCAUGGAUCAAUUUCAUUCAGCAAAUGAGAAUGUAAUAUGUCCUUUAUGUAGGAAUGGUUAUUUAUCCUUGACAGGAACGGUUCUUACUUGCUCUUCAUGUAAUUUAAACUUAGAUACUCAGACUGAUAGUCUCAAUCUCUCUACCAUUGGCAAUAGCCUAACUGAAGCUGAAAACAAACAUAAUGCCUCGGGUUGUUCAAAUGCUUUACACGCUUGGCUUAUUGAUCAGAAUCCAUGCUAUCAAUCAUCCGUACAACAUAGUUUAAGUGAAGAAGUCAUCUCUAAAGAAAUGAUCACUAUACUGUGUAUAGGAUGUGAUAAAUGUUCAUUUAUGGAAGUUGUUGUUUAA